Prunus armeniaca (apricot) is the source of this 318-nucleotide messenger RNA. The record is from the annotation of a GenBank genome assembly. NCBI's taxonomy places the organism in Eukaryota, Viridiplantae, Streptophyta, Magnoliopsida, Rosales, Rosaceae.
AUGGAAAGUCAGAAUGCGAACAAAUGGAGGGAAGCGAUGUUGAAUGAACUUGAGAGCAUGAAGAAUAAUCAAGUAUGGGAAUUAGCUAAACCCCACAAGAGCCAGAAAUUGGUAGGAUCGAAAUGGGUUUUCAAAACAAAGAAAGAUAAGGAUGAAAGAAUCAAAAUGUUUAAGGCUAAAUUGGUAGCCAAAGGAUUUACCCAAAAAGAGGAAAUUGAUUAUAUUGAGACAUUUUCUCCAGUUUCCACCAAAGAUUUUUCCGCAUCAUUAUGGUUUUGGUGGGCCAUUAUGACCUACUUUUACAUCAAAUGGAUUUAA